Molecule: messenger RNA, 816 nt
Organism: Ilex paraguariensis (yerba mate)
Lineage: Eukaryota; Viridiplantae; Streptophyta; Magnoliopsida; Aquifoliales; Aquifoliaceae
Source: the annotation of a GenBank genome assembly
AUGGGCCAAAGGGAAACUGAUGAUGGAAACCUAAAUGGCAAUUCAUACAUCCAAGAUAGUGUAGGGAAAGAAUUGAUAGGAGAAAUUCCUAAGAAAGUCAAGUGGGAGAAAUACAUACCCCAAGGCUCAAAUCAGUGGGACUGGCAAAUGGCGGUAUGUAAGUUGUUUGAUGAGCGUCCAAUAUGGAUCAAAGAAUCAUUAGCCGAACUCUUGCUUGAAAAAGCCAAUUUGAUGUACUUGGGGACAUGGGGUACUAUGCGAAUACGUUCUCUGCCAAAGUUUUUAAGAGCCCACCUAGGUGAGGCAAGGCGAGCUGAGGCUGUUGCACCACGCAUGGAGUUAAUGAGGGCUAUUGAUCUUUUAGACUGCUGGUUCUCGUCACGUGUGCUUGAUAGUUUGCGAUUACAUGUUGCUGUGAGGUUCUUAUCAGUAUACCCUAAGCCUGGUGCAGAGUCAUUGCUAAAAUCUGCUUCAGCUCGCUUUGAAAAGUCAAAGAGGGUGCGCAUUCCUGCAAAGAAUUCAAGACCUGAUGUAAAAAGGCAGCAAGUCAAUAAAGAAGAUGAAAUUGAGGAUGAUAAUAUUGAAGAGGCAGAUGUACACGAGGCACUUGACUUGGCUGGUGAGGAUGGAAAGUUUACUCUACAACCAUAUACAGCCCGUGGGAACAUAUCACAAAACUACUUGCAAGAACUUUUUGGUAGUUUUCCAUUUCAUGGAGCAGGUAGCAAUGAAUUGCAAGAUGCUGAAACCAGUGAUAGGGAUUAUCAGGUAUAUGAACACUAUAGUGAUGACAACUACACUGAUGAUGACGAGUAA